GCGCCGGCAGAGCGGCAGCAGCGCGGCCCCGAGCGGCCGCACCGGCACCGGCCCCGGCACCGGCCCCGGCACCGCCCGCGCCCAGCACCGGCCCCGGCCCGGCCCCGCGCCGCGAUGGCCGAGUACCGCAGGCUGCUGGAGGAGCUGGCGCAGAACAUCACGGCCGAGGACCUGGAGCAGCUGAAGUCGGCCUGCAAGGAGGACAUCCCCAGCGAGCAGAGCGAGGCCAUCGCCACCAGCCACGACUGGUUCGCCUUCCUCGAGAAGCACAGCAAGCUGGACAAGGACAACCUGUCCUACAUCGAGCACAUCUUCGAGAUCUCCCGCCGCCCCGACCUGCUCACCAUGGUGGUGCAGUACCGCACCCAGGUGCUCAAGAUCUCCGAGGAGGACGAGGUGGACACCAAGCUCACCCGCAUCCCCAGCGCCAAGAAGUACAAAGACAUCAUCCGGCAGCCCUCGGAAGAGGAGAUCAUCAAACUGGCCCCCCCACCCAAGAAAGCCUGAGUGGGGGGGACGAGGAGGAGGAGGAGGAGGAAGGCUGCGGCCCCCGUGUCCCCCCGCCGCCUCUCCGGCCCUGGGGCGCGGGCAGGCGGGGGGCAGGCACGGGCACUAACAAAGUCUUAGCGCCCCCCCCCCCACGGCCGGGC
This is a messenger RNA of Dromaius novaehollandiae (emu), 650 nucleotides long. It is a transcript of the gene PEA15, whose product is annotated as proliferation and apoptosis adaptor protein 15. The record is from RefSeq and is a predicted model, not a curated record. Gene Ontology annotation, molecular function: protein binding. The transcript is spliced from 4 exons. NCBI's taxonomy places the organism in Eukaryota, Metazoa, Chordata, Aves, Casuariiformes, Dromaiidae. Gene Ontology annotation, biological process: MAPK cascade; regulation of apoptotic process. The coding region runs from base 115 to 507 and encodes 130 amino acids.